AUGACUAAAAUACGGGCAUCAAAGCUACGUAAUAAACCAGAGCCUGAACUACAGAAGCAACUUGGAGAGCUUAAGACGGAGCUUGGCAAUCUUCGUUUGUAUCGGGUAACGAGAGGCGCAUCCUAUCAUGGAAAAUUGAAGAAAAUCCGGACACUAAGAAAGUCCAUUGCCCGUGUAUAUACAGUUAUUCAUCAGGCGCAAAAACUUCGCCAACGUGAAGCUUAUCGUUCCAAGAAAUACGUUCCCAAAGAUUUGAGACCAAAGAAAACCAGAGCAAUACGCAGAAGACUUAGUAAAAAAGAGCAGUCAAUUCAUUCUGCGCGUUCAAUGCGCAAGGGAACCAAUUGUAUGAAAUAUUCACAGUAUGUUGGUGACGCUAUUGUAUAUUAGACACUAACGUGAAACGAGAGAUUCAAGUCAAUAGCAAUAUGUAAUGUAGCUGUAAUAGACAUGUGAUCGUUUGAUUACUGCAGUGGUUGAUAUUUAGUCACAGUAACACGACUAUCCUCUUCUGUCCUCUUACAUCCGGGAAAAUGCGAUGCAAGUUGUUAUAUUUCAUAAUGUGAGG
This is a messenger RNA of Schistosoma intercalatum, 568 nucleotides long. Lineage: Eukaryota; Metazoa; Platyhelminthes; Trematoda; Strigeidida; Schistosomatidae. The record is from the annotation of a GenBank genome assembly.